AUGUCGCUGGAUCUUUCCUUCAACAGACUGAGUAACUUGCUGAGCGAGCUUUCAGACCGUCUGGACGAGCUCACCAGACUACGGAGGCUUUCUGGACCGGACGAUAUCCAAAUAGGAUCGGAAUCAGGGCUGGAUGAUGUUCGUGAUACUGUGAUCAAGGCCUUCAACUCGCUGAAGAGUCUUGAUCUUCAACUGAAUGAUCAUAGGGAUACCAACACGGUGAACAGAUUCGAUGCGUCUCUGGAAAGGUAUACAAAGCUGGUUGAUGGGCUAAAGUCAUUUGAUCCGCUCUUAGCCACAUACUCGUUUGUGCCGACAUUCAAGAAAGAAAUACCUGUGAAAACGGUAUCGGAAGAGGUGCCGCAGUUAAAACGGGCGAAAUCGGUCAGGUUCAAGGACAAUUUGAUUGAGCCGCCUAGUGUGAGUUUAAAUGCCAGCACUCCUGGGCCUUAUCGGGAUAAUCCACUGGCGAAGCCUGCUUCCACAGUUGAAGAAGAAGGUCCCAGAUCACUGUCAAACCAACAGAUCUUCAUAGACAACCAGCAGGAGAUGUUUGCGCAGGACGAGAUACUUUCUCAACUCGCGAGCUCCAUCAGCAGACAGAACCAGAUGGGCGGAACGAUCGGGACGGAGCUGAACGAUCACAUGGUGAUUCUGGAGGACCUGGAGAUGAUGGUGGACCACUCCGACCGCAAUCUGCGGCGCGCAAAGACGCGAUUGGACCGGUUUUCGGAGCGACUCAAAGAGAACGGCGAGUGGACUACGAUAUUUGUGUUGAUAGUGAUACUUCUAUUGUUACUGACGGUUUUGAAAUGA
Kuraishia capsulata CBS 1993 is the source of this 816-nucleotide messenger RNA. RefSeq lists its product as uncharacterized. NCBI's taxonomy places the organism in Eukaryota, Fungi, Ascomycota, Pichiomycetes, Pichiales, Pichiaceae. Bases 1 to 816 code for a protein of 271 amino acids. The transcript has a single exon. Gene Ontology annotation, biological process: vesicle fusion; intracellular protein transport. The record is from RefSeq and is a predicted model, not a curated record. Gene Ontology annotation, molecular function: SNARE binding; SNAP receptor activity. Gene Ontology annotation, cellular component: endomembrane system; SNARE complex.